AUGACCAAGGACUCCUUCGACGGCCGCGGUGAACGGGGCAGCGACGUGGUCGGCUCCUCCUUCGACCUGCUCGCAAGCUGCACGCUGCCACAGCGGUCGCCCCAGCCGACGCACCGCGACGUCGCCUCCCACAGCAGCGGAGAUGGGCGGGCCGUGUCGCCGGCCGGCAGCCGGCUGCAGUCCUACGCCGGCCCCAGGGGCUGGGAGGAUGCGCCAGCGGACACCGGGCUGGACGAGGACGGCCUGACUCAGACGCUGGAGAGGCUGGACCUGUGGCCGCCGGAGCUCAGCCCUGGCGAUCGCAGCGAGGUCUUCACGGCCCUGCGCGUCCCCGCCGUCGCCGCCGUGCGCGCCCUGAGGCACGGCCAGCCGCUGCCGAGGAGGGUAUCGCGUCGCCUCUUCUGCGAGGGCUUCGCCCGGGUGCCCUUCAACCUCCCGGACUUCCCCGUGCCGACGCAUCUCCUGUCGACCGACCCGGCUAUUGGGGUGGAGCAGGUGGCCCAGGCCAUCGCCACCACGUUCUGCAACUGGCGUGCUGGCCUGGAACUUGUCAAGGACUUUUGGAUGAGCGGGCUCCUGUCUCUGGAGGAGAUCCAGACGGCGCUGCCCUUCCUGGUGAGGCACACCCAGGUGGAGGACGCCGCCCUGCGGGUCAUCCGCGUUGGCGCCACGCUCUUCACUCCGCAGGAGUGGCACACCAUGGUGCGCGUCCCGCGGGAGAGCAUAGGCCUGUUAAUGCCACAGACAGAGCGGCAGACGGCUGAGUGCGAGGCGCUGCCGAGGCAGUCGCUCACGCCGGUCGACCUGUCGGCGCGGGAGGCCAGGCUGGCCGCGCUGCAGGCCUCGCCGACGCCCGCCCCGCCGUGGCACCGGCAGGACCUCCGGCAGGAGACGCCGCCCCAGGCUGCUCCGGGCAGGCUUCCCGCCGCGGCCGCCGCCGAGCUGCCGAGCAGCCGCGGGCCCGGGCCCAGCGGCGGCGGUGCGCGGCGUGCGCUCGCAGCAGGCUGCCGGGUGAACAUCGACUGGAGCACAGCACGGCCAGUGGACAGCAACGGGCACGACAGCGAUGUGACCCUGCUAUGCGGCCACCAGGCUGACGAGGGUGCUGGGCUGAGGGACGGCGGCGGCCGCCCGCUGCCUGGACCCAGUUCCGCCGCCGCAGCGGCGCCGUCGGCUGCCGCCGCCAGCAGCUGCCAGGCCACGCCCCAGCUUCCGGAGGCGGCAGGGGACCCGGCGCGAUUCAUCAGCUUGGACAGGGAUCUCCCCAACGACGACUGCCGAGGUCCGUUCCUCGCCGUCGCCUUCGUUCGCUGCUGCCAGCUGUACGAGAGCCGGGGAUUGUGACCUCAGGGAGGCCGUCGGCUGCCAGCGGCCAUAGGCGCAUGCAGCCACGCGCCAGUGAGCGUCCGCGGCCCCGCGUGCUGCGGCCAGGGCCGCCCUCUGGCGCUGCACUGCACCCUGCUGCCGCUCUUUACGAGUCGCCAUCCAUUGGGGGUACGCACUGGGUGCCUCGCACCCGCGUGGUAGGCAGCGUGCAGUCGUAGAUAGUUUGCCCGUUCUGCACCAUUGUAUUUCCCUAGGGCCACGUCCGCCCAACCUUCAGCACCGACUAUCCAGUAAUUCGAGUAGAGCUUCGCAGGCAUCGUGGGAGAAAGACAUGGUCUAUGCCCUUUCCUUUUUUUAGCGUCUGCCUAAAAGCGCGUGACAAA
Molecule: messenger RNA, 1709 nt
Organism: Prorocentrum cordatum
Lineage: Eukaryota; Dinophyceae; Prorocentrales; Prorocentraceae
Source: the annotation of a GenBank genome assembly